This is a messenger RNA of Colletotrichum abscissum, 408 nucleotides long. RefSeq lists its product as uncharacterized. The transcript has 4 exons. The record is from RefSeq and is a predicted model, not a curated record. Lineage: Eukaryota; Fungi; Ascomycota; Sordariomycetes; Glomerellales; Glomerellaceae. The coding region runs from base 1 to 408 and encodes 135 amino acids.
AUGGUUUCGGACUACGAUUGGGCCAUUCCGUACUCGGAUGGGCCGAAUGUUGUUGGGACCGGACUGCCUGUUGCCAAGAGCACUGAGGACGUCGACAAUGGGACCUGUUCUCUGGCUUGGCUUGCGGAAGCCUUUGUGGCUGGCGGCGCCGCCAGUUCGAGAGCCACAGUUCGUGUCAAAAUCGGUCUCAAUGGCGGCAAAGCUUAUCUCUUCGACCGCUUUCCCAGCCGUCUUUCGCGCAGUGCCCUGGACGGCGCCUGUUCCCAGGACAUGGGCGGGGAAACGGGCGCAUCAGUCGCCAAGAUCACGCCGGUCUCCUCCUUUGCUACGAGCUUUCGCUUGGGCGCCCGCCAAGCUCCAACCAACGUCCACGGUGUGCUGCCCGGUCUCGGCUUCACUGGAGAAUGA